This is a messenger RNA of Armigeres subalbatus, 8927 nucleotides long. RefSeq lists its product as uncharacterized. Bases 599 to 3337 code for a protein of 912 amino acids. The record is from RefSeq and is a predicted model, not a curated record. Gene Ontology annotation, cellular component: ribonucleoprotein complex; nucleus; cytoplasm. The transcript has 5 exons. Lineage: Eukaryota; Metazoa; Arthropoda; Insecta; Diptera; Culicidae. Gene Ontology annotation, molecular function: ATP binding; RNA binding; RNA helicase activity.
ACCGAACAAGGUGUGUGCGUUGUGAGCUCCCACUGAAGCCAUCAAAAAAAGUGGAAGAGUUUUCCAUUUUUUCACACAUUUUUUCCAGCGAGGAAGUCGAAGUAGUAGAAGUAAAAUUUCGCGUAAAAGUAACGUUUUCGGGCACGUCAUUAGUUCAACCACAAAGUGAAACUCGAAAAUCAAUCGAAAGUCAACGCGAAACACCAACUGCAAAGUGACGAAUUUGAGGUGAAAAUUUUUUCCAUCUUCCCGAUCGCCAUCUUUUUUCCGUCGGCCAGCCGAGAGUGCGUAUGUGUGAGUAGGUGUACCCCAAAGCGGAGCGCUAGCGCGACCAAGAGUUUACUUUCGCUUCCACUUGAGCGGUUUGGCGGAGAAGCAACGAUAGUGUGCUGCUGGUGACAGACGAACUACCUACGGUGGAAAAAGUGCAUUAGCCAGCGAAGAUAAUAAGGAGCUACGAAGUGAAGAUCUGUGAGCGGCUGAUUUUGUUCUGGGAAGCAGUAACUGAAGGAUAAAAAAUUGUAAACGUUCUACGCAGCGAACAAGUCCAUUUUGUAUCGGCUCUGCGAGGAAGAGAAAGCACGAGAAGAUCUCUACAAUGCAAUUCCAAGGAAACGGACAACCCCAUCCGGGAGGUUUCCGCCCCCGUGGCGACAAGCCCGAUUUUUACAGCGGAAACGGUGGACCCGGUGGCAAACCACAUUUUAUGAAUAAACCAGGAGGACCACCCUCCAUUCCACCGUUCAACCCGAAUGGAUUCGGGGGACCGAAACCCAUGUACGGCAGCGGACCGAACGGACCCUCGGGUGGGCCUGGCCGGUUCAACAAAUUCCGCCCAAACACAUACGGUGGUCCUUCGGAGCUCGGUGGAAUAGUGCCAAAGAAAGACUUUGGCGGACCGAAGAUGUUCGGCACUGGUGCCCCAGCCGUGAUGGGGGGUUCCAUGAACGGUAAGCCUAUGUAUGACAAACCUUUCGAUGCAUUCGGGGGACCUAAAAAAUACAACACUAUGCCGAACUCGUAUGGAAGCAGAAAUAGCUACGGCCCGAAGCCAGAUUACAACAACAUGAGCAAGGAAGAGAGGGCCAAGAUCCAAUCGCUGAAGGCCAAGUUCCCUGGACAAGGACUGGUCAAGCCUAUCUGGAAGGAUCUGGAACCAUUUGAGAAGGACUUCUACGUUCCUCACCCGAAUGUAAUGGCCCGUACUCCGGAGGAAGUACAGGCGUUCCGCGAACGCAUGCAAAUUACGGUCAUGGGUAACAGCGUCCCCCAUCCAUCGCAAGAUUUCGAUGAAGGCACUUUCCCCGAUUUCGUAAUGAAUGAAAUCAACAAAAUGGGAUUCCCGAAUCCCACCGCCAUCCAGGCCCAGGGCUGGCCAAUUGCUCUCUCGGGCCGAGAUUUGGUCGGUAUUGCUCAGACCGGAUCCGGCAAGACCUUGGCCUACAUGCUUCCAGGCAUCGUACAUAUCGCCCAUCAGAAACCAUUGCAACGAGGAGAAGGUCCCAUUGUGUUGGUGCUUGCACCGACUCGUGAGCUGGCUCAACAGAUUCAGACCGUGGUGCGAGAUUUCGGAACCCACUCGAAACCACUGAUUCGGUACACGUGUAUCUUCGGGGGAGCCUUGAAGGGCCCACAGGUUCGUGAUUUGGAACGAGGUGUUGAAGUGGUGAUUGCAACCCCAGGACGCCUGAUCGACUUCCUUGAACGAGGCAUUACCAAUCUGCGGCGUUGUACCUAUUUGGUUCUCGAUGAAGCUGAUCGUAUGUUGGACAUGGGCUUCGAACCGCAGAUUCGUAAGAUCAUCGAACAAAUCCGACCAGACCGGCAAGUGCUGAUGUGGUCCGCCACAUGGCCCAAGGAAGUUCAGGCGCUAGCAGAAGAUUUCCUCCAUGACUACAUCCAGAUCAACAUUGGAUCGUUGAACCUUUCUGCCAAUCAUAACAUCCACCAGAUUGUGGACGUAUGCGAGGAGAAUGAAAAGGAAGGCAAAUUGCUGGCGUUAUUGAAGGAAAUUGCAAGCGACAUCAAUAACAAGAUCAUCAUUUUCGUUGAAACGAAGAAAAAGGUUGAAGAUCUCCUGAAGAAUAUCGUUCGGGAUGGGUAUGGCGCGACGUCGAUUCACGGAGACAAGUCGCAAUCGGAGCGGGAUUACGUGCUGCAAGAUUUCCGACACGGCAAGAGCACUAUUCUGGUGGCAACCGAUGUCGCCGCCAGAGGUUUGGACGUGGAAGACGUGAAAUAUGUGAUCAACUUUGACUAUCCGAACUCAUCGGAAGAUUACAUCCAUCGGAUUGGUCGCACGGGUCGCUGUUCUUCCUACGGAACGGCUUACACGUUCUUCACGCCCGGUAAUGGUCGCCAGGCUCGGGAAUUGCUCUCGGUGCUGGAAGAAGCCGGACAGCAGCCGUCGGCGCAGCUGAUCGAUUUGGCCAAACAGGCACCGGGUGGCAAAGGUGGUAGAAGCCGUUACAACGUUCGUGGAGCGCUAACCUCCGGAGGUUACAACCGGGAUCAAAAUAAUGGUUUCGGAGGCGCAAGAAUGUUCCAGAAGAAGCCCUUCGAGAACCGCUACGGAGGUCCGCCAAGUAACGGAAUGGGACCGAACCGAUUCAACAACCCCGGACCGAACAAAUACGGCGGUGGACCUGGUGGAUACCGAAGCGAAAAUAAUUGGAACAAAAAUACCGGAAACGGUUAUCAGACCGUACCAUCGCAUCAAACGCAGAACGGAACUCCCCAGCAGUCGCCACCCCAGCAGCAAAUAUAUGAACCUCAUCAGCAGAUGCGAUUCCAUUCGAAGAGCAAUAUGUACCAGAAUCCAAACCAAUACGAAGAUUUCUCCAAUCAAAUGGUUGGUGGAGCUCCACAAGCCUUCAACGGUCACAGUGGAACCCGUUUCUAUUCGAACAAACCCCAUCAGGGUGCUGGCGGUAUGCAACAAACGCAGCUUGGCGGUCCAGGUGGUCGAUACAACCCCAACAAUCAGUACAAUGGCGAUGUAGGGCCAAAACCGGCUGGUGGACGCCCUCCAUAUCAACCGAAACAGCAACAAUUCAACAAUAGCUAUGCCGCCGCUGGUACGGCGAACCCAUACCCGGCGCAAUUGGCAGCAGCAGCUGCUGCGGCCGCCGCCGCCGUUGGUGGCGGCCAAACCAUUCCAGCCGCCGGGUUUGCUACCGGUUUCGAUCCCUUGGGGGGCGUCCAGGGAGCGAUGGGAACGUUCACCUCUUCGUAUCAAAUUCCGGCUGCGGCUUACUACUCGUAUCCGGCGGCCACGGCUCAGCCGCCGCCACCGCAAACCCAGGCACCACCGGUCGUUCCCCCGGUUCAACAGUAAGCACGGGCCCUGCUUGCGACACAAUUCAAGGUAUACAUUAUAUACAACAUUUAUCGGUAAGCAUGAGAAUUUAAAUUUUUCAGCCGGAAAGCUAAUUAAUUUCCUUAUUUUUAAUUUAUUAACCGGAAGUGGAAGAUGCUUUGUUUUUUUUUGUGAAGAUAAUAAUCUUCCCACUACUAGUAAUUGCGCAAACUGUGUGUUUUUCUUUUCACUCUAUGUUAAACUGAUAAGACUUUCAAUUAUUCCCCGAUAAUUUUCUAUUAUGUGAAAACACAUUCUAUUGGAAGAAACGAUAUCGUCAAUAAUGUAAUUGUGAAUCUAAUUAUGAAAUAACCGCUUGAAACGUGGAUAAAACGAAGGCAAGAAAGCAUAUUAAACUGUUGUUUUGUCUUUGAUGCGUGUGGGAGAUUGAAGAUCCACGAGAUUAGGGAGUUGAAGCUAUUCACGUAUGUUUGUUAGAUUGUAAGUACACAAACACACACACACACACACUCAAAAAAGUAAACAUUAAUCUUAAUAUUUCAAUACACGAAAACACAUGUAUUACAGCAUAAUAUUAUUGCAUUCAGGCAUGGUAGAUUACAUCUAUUUAUUGAACGAGGAAAUAUUCAUAACUGAGCAGACAAAAACGCUAUGCAUUUUCCAACAUCUUGUAUCUUGUUAGGUUCCUCUUUCCGUUGAGUUAUAUUAGUUUUCAUUCUUCGAAGUUUCUACACUUCAACUAAAAGAUGUUAGGGAUUUUAUUUUUUCGGUUUCCAGUGUUUUGCGGUAUGCAGAGUCCGACGAUUGAUGAUGGGGGCGUAAAUUAUUCGAUCAUACUUGACAUUUGAGCUAUAUCACAAUUGAAUUUAUUUCACAUGCUGUGCUCCUAACAAACGGUUUAUUAAUUUAUCAUAGAAAGGUUUAUGAGGUCGAACCCACAUUUUAAAAAGAAAUUAAAUUACUACAAAAGGACGAACAAAUUUGUGUUCGAUUAGAUCAAAAAACCUUUCAAUUAUUAAGUUGUGGGAUUGAAUUUUGAUUAUACACCAUCUUUAUGCGUGGAAUUGUAGGCCAUGGUUUCGGUAAAUUAAAUUUCAAAUGAUUCUAUUAGCUGUGAAAGGACGUCAGAAUCCAAUUCCAAAUUUGCCUCAAAAAUUUCAGAAGCACACAUUUCAACAAGGGCACUGUGGAAACAACUUUUUCGUUUUUGCUGCUUUGCAGCAUACGUAAAAAGUUAUUUUCGGUUGUGUUAAUCAUCUAUUGAGAUGUGUGCUUCACGAAGCGUGAUGUGAGGGCUAAACCGGUCAUUGUGGCAGCCAUUAGUGGAUUCCAUUGUGUAUGUUCUUAAAAUGCGCUAUUUUAUUGCAUGGAUUGGAUAUGGCCUAACAAUGAUGUAUCAACAAAACGUAAAAACGCAGCAAAACUUAUAAAAUGCUCAACAUUAUUUUGUUAGAUCUUAUCGAGUAAAUUUCUAUAAACAUGUUUUUGCUGUAUUUUCCCACAUGAAACAUUGUAAGGAUUUAAUUUUCAUAAACGUAUGUUACUCGUAUGCCCCCCAAAAUCAGUCUGGAGUAAAAUAGCAAAACACGCAUAAAAUAACCGUGUCGAUUAGCUGUGAGUAGAAUGUAUAUUCCCGUCAAAAACAUUCACUUGAAAUCAUACAAAACAAAAUCACUUUCACGAAACACGUAUCUCAUUGUACGACACGACGUCAGAAACAAAGGGUGAAAAUCAAUCGGUUCUGUUAGUGAUGGCCGCUUUGAAGUUUUUCACUAAUAGAUAGGCCGCAAUCAGUGUCCGCCCGACCGAUAUUCCAAAACUUACCCUCCUUCCCAUAUCCAAAGUAUGUAUGUGAAACGUUUGGUACAAACCUAAAAUUAACAAUAGUGUGGAAACGAUCGUGCCGCCGCCACACACAAUGGCAUAUGAAAAUGGCCAACCAGCUUAAGAGUAAUCUACGAAAAAAAGGCACAUUCAAUGUUCGCAUACAGAGUUUUGCGUGAAAAUACGAGCAAUACAAAAACAAAAACGAAUGCAUUCUAUUCGAAAUGUUCGGAUGCAGAACACAACACGAAACAAACAAUGAUGAAACAGAAAAUGCUGUUUCGCAAAGAAUAUUUUAAUACCGGCGCGAUGUUCGGCGGUAGUUUGCAAAACUACAGACAAUUACAAAGGAAACCAAUCUGCUUACGAAAAGGAAUGAGCGCAACGUAAAGAAGAGGUCAAGACUACUGGGAUAACUAGAAACUAGAUGGAAAGAACAGAUAAGAAAAAUCGAUUAAGAACAAUUAGAGACGGCGAGCGCCUAAGAUUUAAGCGAAGUAAACGAUAAUUCUGUGUGAUAAACCGUUGAUGUCAUUUGUGAGGGAUGAUAAUGAUAAAAUAACAACAAAAAGAAGUACGCAUACAAAAACACACAAUGAAGGCAAGAGACUUGAAAACUUUUUUGUUUUAUUUACUGAAAUUUGUGAUAUUCGUUAAUAUUUUCUUUCGCACCUAAUGCAACAUCGCGCCUACAUAAUUUAGAAUGCUGAACAAACUACGCAAAAAAAAAGUCUUGUAACGAUGAAGUCGAGAAAGUAAAUUUGCGCGUAAAAUCGACGACAACACAUAAAUUUAGGAAGCAUGCGCGUUCUGCCGAUUGCCAGACGGAACUGAUCGCACGAGAGGCUUCCGCCGUUGAAUUUGUGUAGUAAGCUAUGUAGUAGUUUUUUAGAGGCCACAUUCCUUUAAAAGAAGCAACCUGCUGGGAGUGCGCCCAUCGUCGGUGGUAAACCCAGCAGUAGAAAUGCUAGAAUGAGCGGUCAGCGGAUAGAAAAAGUCGUGAGUUAUCGCGACAGGAUAUCAACAGAAGAAACCGUAUUUUUGUUGCACAAUGAUAAGAGGGUAUAUUUAUCACGCCGCAUUAUAUCAUAUUUGUAAUCGGAUUUAUUGAAUCAAAUUUAAUUGCGUUCAAUCAAAUCAUUUCGUUCAACUUAUGAUAAGCGAAUGAAAUAAAACAUAAUUGCUGGUCAAUAAAUAAACGAAAUUGCUCGUAUAGUCGUUAUUUAGGAACUGUUUUUAAAAUUGGUGAAAUUUUUUAUGGCCUUCAGAGAACUCUUUUCUUUGAAAAAUACAACACAUUUGAAUGAACGCCUCGAUAAAUACCAAUAAAUACCCUAUCUAAUCAAAUGUUCCGCAGAUCUCUUAUUCUAGUGUUUUCUUUCAGUAGUCGUUAGUUUUUUCUCAUUGAAAACACAAUUCAGUACCUGUUCAAACGAAACGUAAACAAGAAUCAUGCAAAACAUAGACGCGAAACGUAGUGGACGAGAGCAAAGCGAAUGAUGAUAAGACGAAUUUUAAUUUAAGCAUCAAUUUGAGACGAAAAUAUGCAAACUAUUCAAAUUGUUUAUGGGAAAAUGAAACGGGAAAAAAUAACAGUAAUCAACAGUCGUCAGUUGAAUACCGUAGUAGUUAGAAGCAUGGAUUUCCUUCUCACACAAAUCUAGUCCGAAGAAAAACUGUUGUUUUUAUUUUGUAUUUUUUAUAAUAUUUAUCAUGCAGAGGGAAAAUCCGAAGUGUGAUAACGCGAAUAGCGCCACAGUCGUUAUAAAAGAUGGCAUUUUUAUGGUUCUUUUCAGUGUAAAACAAGAAAAAUGAAAAGAGAUGAGAGACUAUUUCCAAUUUUCGGUAAUGAUCUUGCGAAGCAAAACGAAGAGUAAUUUAGGAAAGAUAAAAUAGACCGAAAGGCGCGAUCAUACAACUAAUAGAACAUAGGAGAAAAUAUAGAAGUGAGUGUUUGUCUUCCCACUAAUAGAGGGCACUCCAAAUUAUUUUCAAACACACAUCUACAAGAGUGCUUUUUCGCGCGCCAUCAGUUGUUGCAUGCGUGGCAUCCACAUGACAUUUACUAGCACGGAAAUCAAACGAUAGCGAUGAUAGCAGAAACAUGAACGGAUAACCAUAAAACCAAAUUGCCUUUAAAUGAACUGUGAUCGUAUAAAAUCUCGUCUCGUUCCUUUUUCUCAUCACUUUGUUGUAAGAGGACAAGAUCGUGUGAUCCCUUCUCAAGGGAGAGAAACUCAUUUUUUACACCUUCAUUUGUUAUAUCACCUACAAAUCUACUAUAUUUUUUUGUUAUUUACAAAAGCUAAUAAGUACUAGAACAAUACAUUCGUGUGUGAUUCGGAGUUGUUCAUACUCUGGCUGACUGAUUAUUGUUGUUUAAGAACUACUAGUUAGAAAGUGAUUUAAAUACAUUCAAUUGACACGAAACGAAAUGUAUGCCAAAAGUAUUCAUAUUGAUACACAAACAAGAGAAAUUAAAUUAUGUUUAAAUCAAAACGAAAUGAAAAAUUAAAAUUCGUCAAAUUGUUCCUAAUCGAAAACCACGUGGUAUUUUUUAGUUUUCAUAACGUAGAUUCAUUAAACAAACCUAUGAUAAAAAGCAGAAGGAAAUUUACUUCUCGAGUACCGUAACAAACAACACAAAUGUUGCAAUAAAACAAAAAAGUUAACCAGCAAACUUUCUUUCACAAACCAACAGUACUUUCGAGCAUGAAUGCAAGCAAACGCAUUUUCGUGCGUUUUUGGUGUGAGCUUUGUCCACUUCUACACACAUAUAACGGAUAACAACAUACCAUUUGUUACAUAGCAAGAGAAUUGCUACUCUUGCACUUUCUAUUGCGUGAUAUUUGUGAUAACCAUCGGGGCAUGUCGUAGAAGAGUAGGAGAAAUGGCCAAGCAAACGAACAAAAGUCAUUAUCGAUAAAUACGAAGUAAAACUAAAACUCGCAUCUGUGACAAAUGAGAACCAAACUAACACAAAACCCAGACAUGUAAACACUCACACACACAAAGAAACAGAAGCAAAUCGGGUAACUCUGUAAUACAAUUGUUGUUUGUAAGCGAACGUUACAUACGAUCUCACAUUUGUGCGAGAUCGAUCCGGAAAUUUUGGCGAAACCUCAUGUGCAGGUGCGCAGAUCCGCAGGAGAGCUGCGAAUAUAAUCAAUACCGAAGGAUUUUUAGGAACACAAUUACAAAAACAUGUAAAAGAAGAAAACCAAACGCUCGCCUCUCUAGAGAAACCAACGUGUUUGAUUGACUAGGAAAUCGAAUCUUAAAGUCGAGACAAUGUUUUAUUUAUCUAAAACAUAAGAAAUUGUAUCACUUCUCAUUUAAUGGAGCUAUUAUUCAUAAAACGAAAAAUAGAAAGCAAAUCAGGAUACAUUUUUUCGUAUCAAAAGCGACACAAGCUACGAUCUGUGAGAGUAUGUAUGAUAAAGCGUCGUCAUGAAAAAGAAGAUUUUUUUUUAAAUUGAAAAAUGCAUAAAAACUGUACAAUCCUGCGUGUGAUGAAGCGAAACAGUUCCGAUCGUACCCUACAUAGAGGAGGGCUUGGACCGAGCACCCGAAUAGAUGAUGGUUGGAUACGUGUCUAAAUCCGUGUACGAACUAUCAUUUAGAGAACUGCCGGUUUCGCAAGCGUCUCAUGCUAAUAUUUCGCUCCACUUGGCAGAUACUGCUUAGACGAACUGGAAGAAGUCAAAAGUCAUGAAUAAAAUCGUUUAAUAAAACAAAAAGAAACCUAAACUAAUAAAGUUUUUCAAGUUUAAUGGGCAAAGUA